Geodia barretti is the source of this 2880-nucleotide messenger RNA. NCBI's taxonomy places the organism in Eukaryota, Metazoa, Porifera, Demospongiae, Tetractinellida, Geodiidae. The record is from the annotation of a GenBank genome assembly.
CCAGUUCCGUACAGUGUGUGUGUAUUUGGUAGCCAGGUGUGUUUUUUUACACACGCGAGGCCUGGAUCCUUCAGUUUCUCUGGCGAGAAAUCGGAGGAGGAUACCUGUUCUUCCGUUGCACGGUACGAGCACGCCGACGUUCACUCGGCAAUGGACGGUGGACUGCGGUGGCAGCCGAGGCGCUUACUGCUCUGGAUCGUGGUAGCAUGUGGCUAUCUGUGUUCUGAGCUGGCUAGCGGGAGCACGGGAGAUGUUUUCUUCAUCAACCAAACAACAGGUGGAUGUGGAAGUGAGGAUAGAGAUGUUCCAGGUGGAGUGAGUGUAUCUGCAGUCACCAACAGCUCUGCUACAAUCCACUGGGACGCUGUUGUGGUCCAGUCGGGUGCUAGUCAUGUCCUGGGCUACCAGGUGAUCUACUGGUCAAAGGCCGAUACAAGAUACUCUGGAGUGAAUGUGACUGGACUGAGCAGCGAGCAGGCAACCCUUCAGAACCUCCAUCCCUAUACCUCUUACCUCGUGGCCGUGAGGCUGCGCUGCAGCGAGGGGAGAGUGGGUGUGGCCAGCCCCGCCUUCAGUUUCAACACUGAGGCAGCCGAGCCGACAGGGAAGGUGGUCAACCUGUCAGUGAGUCUUGUUGGCAGUGGAGAGCACGAGGCCACCAUCUCCUGGAGUCCCCUCAGCUCUGGCGACUGGAACGGUGUGCCCUAUGGAUACUAUGUGUAUGUGUUCAUGUACAAGCAGGAGAGUAUGUGUGGAGGAGCUCCAAUUGACCAGAAACCAUUCAAACGUCUCGUGCCAUCACCAGCACGCAGCUCUCCCUCUCUGAGUUGUGCUACCGUGUCAUAGUGUUCCCAGUCAACCACAAGGCCUGGGGUCCCAGCUCAGACCCUCUCUACUUUACCUUCACCAGAUUGUCUCGCCAGCUCACCCUCCUAGCAGCUGAUGAUGUGCCUCGGCCAACGUCCCCUCCCCCAACUCCGUUCCUGAGCUCUCCCCAUGUCUACAUUCUGUUGGUAGGUGUACUGGCCGUGGUCCCAGUGGUGUUUGGCAUCGUCAUGUGCAAGAAGGCCAGGGAGAGAAAGAGCAAGAUCCACUAUGCUAGAGGUAUUCAAGGUGGAGACAUCCAGAUGUACCCACUCUCCCCUAUGUCGGCCGGCUCGCCAUCAGCUCACCUCUCCCCGCGCCCCAUGGGCUCCCGUGCCCAACACUUCAGCCCCAUGUCCAACCCGAGCCCCGUGACCCCCUCUCGCCCCCUCCUCUCCUCCCCCAUGCCACCCCACUGUGACUAUCCUCCUCCCCUGCCCACCACCCACUUCACGAUGCCCCUACCCAUGCACCCGCCGCCCGUCCACUCCCCCACCAGUCCCAAGUUCCCCUCGCCCAAAGGUGGAGCCAUGGGGGACCCGGGAUUCAUGCCUCGCAACUUCAACAACAUGGAUCCAGUAGAGAUGGGAGAGGUGUUUACUGGUGUUGGUGUACCGCCACACAUGGAGGCUGGUGGCGGUGGUUCCCACAGACCGCGGGCCAACACAGAGGGCGGGGCAAACAUUCCAAACCCCUACGAGUUUCCCGUCCACCCGGGCGGAGCCUCCACUCUUCCCAGAGGUGGAGGGGCGGGGCCAAUCCCGCCGCCGCCGAGCCAUGCUCCUCCCCCACUCACCCAGAGCUCGCUGGAGAUAUUUGCGAGGGUGUCGAGGUCUCCGCCAGGGAACGGUGCAGGGAGGAGUGGAAGUGUGGGGCACCAUCCAACCCACCACCAUGGGUUCACCAACCGCUCGUUUAGCACCACUCACGCAGGGAACCUCCCCAGCCCCACUACCACUGUUCCCCCCACAAACACAUCUGCAGGGGUCCAUGCCAUGCGGGUCAUCCGCAGUGCCAGCAUGCUCCACCCGGUGAACGAGAAGGACAUGGAUGGAGGACCAGACUAUGCCACCGUGGAGCCGCCAGACUACAUUCCUCCUCCGCGGAAGGCCUCCACCCUCGAUCGCUACCCUCCCCCGCCACAGCAGAUGUACCCCAAUGGUGCCACCAGAGGCAGGAGGAACUCGGACGAACUCAGCUCCUUCUCAGAGAUGACGGCCGACAACGACUCGGUUCAGCUUUCGACUGGCGGGAGUCACGUCCCCGGAGCGUACCGACACCCAGAGACGGGGGCGUUUCGUCCGGGGGAACAGCGAGAGAGUGUCUUCAGUGAGACCUCUACUGAGCAGUCCAUAUCCAGUGGCAGCAUUCGUGAGGCCUCUCCGUCAGGUGCCCCGAGUUGGGUGAGUGGGUCAGAGAAACGUAGGCUGUCCUCUUCUUCUGCCACACCCACCAACUCACGAACCUCCCACAGUCAGCUGCACUAUCCUCCCAUGUCUCCCUCCUAGAACACCAUACAUCACACGGACCUCCACCAUUUUGGCUGUUACCUACACUUCUGUCAUUCACAGCAUCAGCACUUCUAAUCAUUACCACGUACACUGUAGACUAAAGAUCAAGUCUGUUACCUAAGAUCACCUCCUAUAUACCCUUUUUGAAUCCUCGCAUUGUGGGAUUUUAAUAAGCCAGAAUGCAUUCACCUGUGAUUUUCGUUUCCACAAUCGCCCACAUUCAAUCAUUAGUUGAUUAUCUCAUGCUACAACAGUAUAACGUGGCAGAGUGCAAAUUGCUUCGUGCCCCACAAAUAUACAUCACAUGGUAUUUUCUACAUGUGUACAUGUUGCCAGUGUGUGGUUACCAACCACAUUCUUUGUAUAAUUAUACCAGGCUACGUGUGGCAAGCUACUAGUGUUAAAACAUUACUCUUCGCAUGGUUAGUAUAUACGAGAUUCAAAUAUGGGCUCAGGGUUGCCAACUCGAUCUCCUGAGUUCCCGAGAUUCUCCUGAAAUUCAAGC